Molecule: messenger RNA, 526 nt
Organism: Pogonomyrmex barbatus (red harvester ant)
Lineage: Eukaryota; Metazoa; Arthropoda; Insecta; Hymenoptera; Formicidae
Product: general odorant-binding protein 56d-like
Biological process (GO): sensory perception of smell
Molecular function (GO): odorant binding
Source: RefSeq, a predicted model, not a curated record
UUACUUUAGGGUGCACUCACAGAAGAACAAAAAGCAAAAUUGAGACAGUACAAGGAAACCUGUAUCGCUGAAACUGGAGUAGAUGCAACCAUGGUAGAAAAUGCAAAAAAGGGUGAAAUAGCCGAAGGUGACGAAAAGCUUGCUUGUUUCGCUACUUGUUUGUUGAAAAAAAUCGGAAUUUUGACUGCGAAUGGAGACAUUGACUGGGAAGUAGCUCGCGCUAAAAUACCACCAGGUGUACCGCAAGAACAAGCUGAUCAAUUGUAUAAUGCGUGCAAAGAUAUCUCUGGAACUGGUUGCGAAAAGGGAGGCAAUGUUUUUAAAUGUUUCUACAAGAACAAGCAGUUUCACGUUUUAUCAUAAACGAAUAAGACCAAAGUCCAUAUAGAAACUUGAUUAAAUAUAUCUCUCUACUUAAAAUCUAUCAUCUAUUGUAGAAUUAAAAUUAAAAUAUUGUCUUGCACAUUUAUAUGUCAAAUGUAAAGUUAUAUUAAUAAAAAAAUAGACACGUCGCUCUAGCACAAAA